Molecule: messenger RNA, 3276 nt
Organism: Seriola dumerili (greater amberjack)
Lineage: Eukaryota; Metazoa; Chordata; Actinopteri; Carangiformes; Carangidae
Product: protocadherin-17-like
Exons: 4
Coding region: 1-3276 (1091 amino acids)
Biological process (GO): homophilic cell-cell adhesion
Cellular component (GO): plasma membrane
Molecular function (GO): calcium ion binding
Source: RefSeq, a predicted model, not a curated record
AUGCGUCUCUCUGUACCCAUUUUCUUUCUGCUGUGGGUUAAAGCCCUGACAUUGAAAAAUCUCAAUUAUUCUGUCCCGGAGGAGCAAGGACCUGGCACUGUUAUAGGCAAUAUAGCAAAAGAUGCCGGAUAUGGGACCAUGGAGAGAGGGAAAAAAUCUAACUUCAGAGUGCUGGAGAAUUCUGCACCACAUCUGGUGGACGUUGACCCGGAGAGUGGACUAAUCUUCACCAAACAAAGGAUUGACAGGGAAACGUUAUGCAGGCGCAACCCAAAGUGCCAGCUCUCUAUGGAGGUGUUUGCCAACGACAAGGAAAUAUGCAUGAUCAAGAUUGAUAUACAGGACAUCAAUGACAACUCGCCCAGUUUUCCUUCAGAUCAUGUUAAUAUUGAUAUUUCUGAAAACGCAGCUGCUGGCACACGCUUCCCUCUGACUAUUGCACAUGACUCAGAUUCUGGGGAGAAUGGGAUAAAGACCUAUCAGGUCACGAGAGAUGAUUACAAUACCUUUUCUUUGGAUUUAAAAGUGAGGGGUGAUGGGACUAUAUAUCCAGAGCUGGUGGUCCAGAGACCUCUGGAUAGAGAGGAUCAGAGUCAUCACACCCUUCUCCUCACAGCAAUUGACGGCGGGGAGUAUCCAAGAUCAGGCUCCAUGCAAAUUAACGUCAGAGUGACUGAUUCCAAUGACAAUAGCCCAGUUUUUGAAAAAUCUUCCUAUGUGAUCGAGAUUCCAGAGAAUUCGCCUCCUGGGAAAGUACUUAUAGAUUUGAAUGCCACUGACCAAGAUGAGGGGAGCAACGGGCAGGUGGUCUAUUCCUUCACUGGAUAUGCAUCUGAGAGAAUCCAAGAUUUGUUCUCUAUUGACCCCAAUACUGGCGUCAUCAAGGUCCAGGGAGAAAUUGACUAUGAAGAGAAUCCAAUCAUAGAGUUUGACGUCCAGGCUAAGGAUCUGGGGCCCAACCCGAUCCCAGGCCACUGUAAAAUUACUGUGAAAGUGCUUGACAAGAAUGACAACUCGCCAAUAAUAAGUUUUGUUUCUGUCCGGCAGGGAGCCAUCAGUGAGGCAGCACCUCCAGAAUCUGUCAUAGCACUGGUCAGAGUGACAGAUAAAGAUUCUGGCCGUAAUGGUCAACUUCAGUGCCGGGUGCUGGGAAAUGUACCGUUCAGACUGCAGGAAAACAAUGAUAAUUUUUACACACUGCUCACUGACAGACCUCUGGACAGGGAAAUGAAAGAUGAAUACAAUGUAACAAUAGUGGCGAGAGACAAUGGGAUCCCUUCUUUGAACUACACUAAGUCGUUUACUGUGAAAAUCUUGGAUGAGAAUGACAAUGCGCCACGCUUUACAAAGACUAUGUAUCUGCUACAGGUGCCUGAGAACAACAUCCCAGGGGAGUAUUUGGGCUCCGUUCUGGCCCACGACCCAGAUGUAGGUCGAAAUGGAACUGUGUCGUACUCCAUUCUGCCGUCGCAUAUAGGAGAUGUUUCCGUGUACACCUAUGUGUCUGUUAAUCCCACCAAUGGAGCCAUAUAUGCCUCACGCUCUUUCAACUAUGAGCAAACAAAAUCCUUUGAGUUCAAAGUUCAGGCUAAAGAUGGAGGAUCUCCUCACAUGGAGAGCACCUCUACAGUCAGGGUCAAUGUUCUUGACGUCAACGACAAUCUCCCAGUUAUCAUUUUACCCCUCCUGCAGAAUGAUACAGCUGAAAUCCCAGUGCCUAGGAACGUAGGUAUUGGAUACAUCGUGGCGACAGUGAAAGCGGUGGACCACGACCACGGAGAAAGUGGCCAUUUGACCUACGAGAUCACGGAGGGAAAUGACGACCACCUGUUUGAGAUGGAUCCGGUGGGAGGAGAGGUCAGGACUGCCCACGCUCUUUGGGAAGAGGUCGCCCCUGUGGUUGAGCUGGUGGUGAAGGUAACUGACCAUGGCAAGCCCCCCUUAUCUGCCGUGGCUAAGCUGAUCAUUAGGGCGAACACAGAAACGGCGCCGGGUGGGGGUUCCAGCGCGAGCGGGGAACAGCAGCACUGGGACGUAUCCCUGCCCCUCAUAGUUACCCUCUGCAUUAUCUCUGUCAUGCUCUUAGCAGUCAUGACCGCCAUCGCUGUCAAGUCCAAGCAUCAAGAUAAGGAGACUGGGAAUUAUAACUGCCGCAUGGCUGAGUACUCCAAUCCUCCAGUGGGGAAGGGCAAAAAGAAAAGGAUCAACAAGAGUGACAUCAUGCUGGUGCAGAGUGAGAUGGAGGAGAGAGAUUCUGCGAGCCGGAUGAAUGUGGUGAGCAGCCCCUCACUCAUCACUUCGCCAAUAUGUUUUGACUACCAGAGUCCUCUGCCGCUCACACUGCCCAGGUCAGAAGUCAUGUACCUGAAAACCACCCCAAACAGCCUGACAGUCCCCAGGGCAGGUUGCCACUCCAGCUUUGCCGGGCUUAGCACAGACACUCCAGCGAAUAGGAUGUCAGUGAUACAGACAGAAAAUUUUCCCUCAGAGUCCAAUUACGCUGGCAGCAGGCAACCAUUUGUUCAAAGCUCAACAUUUAAGGAUGCAGAACGAGCAAGCCUCCGAGACAGUGGCCAUGGUGAUAGUGACCAGGCUGAUAGUGACCAGGAUACUAAUAAAGGCUCACACUGCGACACGUCUGCCAGGGAGGCCCUCAAGAUGAAAGCAACAGCAGUUAAUGGCCAGCCUUUUGAGCAGGAGCAAGACAAAUCAGUCCACUGCACGGAUGAAUGUCGUGCACUGGGACAUUCUGACAGAUGCUGGAUGCCAAAGUUACGGGUAGGAAGCCAAGCAGACAGCGCCGAUAAUCGCACCAACCUUUUCAUCCCUGUGGGAAUGGAUGCCAUGGUAGAGACAGAGAUUUAUGGCACCAUCAGCUGCAGCAGCAGAAAAACCCUCAGCACGUUUGGAAAGGAACAGCGGGACAGUACAAUCCUCGUGGCCAAUGUCAAACCUUACUUAAAAUCGCAGCGUGCACUAAGCCCACCGCUACAGGAAAGUCCAUCCGCGUCCAGUAGUCCCAGCAAGAGUAGUAUGCCCCUGGACUUGGCCAACCAUGAGUCCAAAGAAGAGAGGGAGGGGGGUUCAGACAGCAGUGCCUAUGGCCCACCAGAUGGCCAGUGCUCCCCACUGCACACCGAAUUGGAGGAGCCCUCCUACCUGACCUGUGAGCUCAGGCCUAAGUCCCUGUCAAGCGGUCUCAUUCACAGCUCUGUCAUCAGCCAAGAGUGUGGGGGGUCAGAUUAUGUCCUCGACCCGCGGGACUCCGGUAACUGA